Molecule: messenger RNA, 595 nt
Organism: Saccoglossus kowalevskii
Lineage: Eukaryota; Metazoa; Hemichordata; Enteropneusta; Harrimaniidae
Product: NACHT domain- and WD repeat-containing protein 1-like
Molecular function (GO): protein binding
Source: RefSeq, a predicted model, not a curated record
GUAGACAUGAGGUGGGGCGUGACAGACGAAGCAGCUAAUGACCACACAACUAUGCAACUAUGUCUGGAGGAAAUCAGAAACUGUCAGCAAAUAUCUACUGGUCCCAAAUUUGUGAGUCUCCUUUCUCAUAAAUAUGGAACACGCCCUCUACCGUCGGAUAUCAUUUGCAACGAAUUUGAGACUAUUAUUGGAGCAGUCGACAGCGAAGAAGACAGGACGUUGAUGAAACAGUGGUAUAAACAGGACACCAACGCCGUCCCUCCAGUGUACAUUCUCCAGCCGAUAUCAUCCAUCAUCUCUAAUUUCGGUCACCAGGGCAACAGAAUGCUUGCCGAAAAGACCAAAUCCGAAUGGUGGCGUACCUAUGAAAGAUUACUUGAAAUUACAACAAAGGCAGUUUUGCUGAGUAUCAAAGACACCGUGAGGGCGCAUUCGCUUAUUAACUCAAUUACAGAAAAAGAGAUAGAAUUCGGUCUCCACCAAUCACAAGACGUUUCUUCAAGUUGUCUGUGGUUCAAGCGUGAAAUCCAAGGUCUUGCAGCCAAUGACAAGAACCCGUCUGCUAAAAACUUUGUGGAUCAAUUAGACAGCAAAG